Rhodamnia argentea is the source of this 631-nucleotide messenger RNA. Its product is annotated as putative defensin-like protein 184. The coding region runs from base 197 to 424 and encodes 75 amino acids. The transcript has 2 exons. Lineage: Eukaryota; Viridiplantae; Streptophyta; Magnoliopsida; Myrtales; Myrtaceae. The record is from RefSeq and is a predicted model, not a curated record.
UCAUAAUAAUGCACAUACACAGAUUAUCCAUAUCCAUUGAUAGUGUCAUACCCCACUAAGUGAAAAGCUUGCUCUUUAAGCAUUUACCAUUGCGAGAUUGGCAGUAUAUAAUGGCACCAUCUCCUCUGAGAAGCACAACAGAACGUGUGUUCCUCAAAAGUGUGUUGGAGUUCGGCAUCUCUCGGUAUUAGCAGAAAUGGCUAAAUACUUCACUUUGUGCUUCCUCCUCCUUUUGCUCGUGUUCCCGUGUGAUGAGAAAAGGGUUCCCUUAGCAGAAGCAAAAGCUUGCUACAAAGUUUGGACCUGCAAAGGCGGCGACAGAUGCUGGGAGGAUUGCAGGAACCGGUUCAAUGGACGAGGCAUGUGUGAUCUUUAUACCGCGCCUCCUGUUCCAAAGCAAUGUUUCUGUGCUUACAAGUGCUGAAUUCCGAAAUGUAUUGGACAGCAGUACAAUCACUUGUGUCUAAGCAAAAGGGUUGGUGUGUCCAAUUUGUAUUAGACAGCAGUGCAUAUGUAAAAGAGUUGGUGCGUUUCAACUUCUCAAGUCCUGAAAUGCUUCAUUGCCAUCUUGUUUUUGUGUCUUGUUCACCCACUUGGGGAUAAAUGUAGGAAUGAUGAAUUUCUUCCAAGU